This is a messenger RNA of Hippocampus zosterae (dwarf seahorse), 1736 nucleotides long. Its product is annotated as gamma-glutamylcyclotransferase-like. Gene Ontology annotation, molecular function: gamma-glutamylcyclotransferase activity. The record is from RefSeq and is a predicted model, not a curated record. The coding region runs from base 212 to 763 and encodes 183 amino acids. The transcript has 4 exons. Lineage: Eukaryota; Metazoa; Chordata; Actinopteri; Syngnathiformes; Syngnathidae.
GACGCCGGAACCGGAUGUAGCCGCUGAGACGUGAUCUUUUCGAUAAGCUUCCGCAUGUUUAUACAUUUACCCCGUUGAUGUGAUGUGUGACCAAUUGCAGACAGAGCGGUUUUGUAUGGUUGAAACAAGUCAUAGCUAGCUGACGAACCAUUAGCAGCGCACCUGCUCGCGAAAACGGUGACGACCCGUUCAUAGAACCCAACAUUGCUCAAUGGCGCCAGGAGGCACCGGCACCUUCGCGUAUUUUGCGUUCGGGAGCAACAUGUUAAGGGAAAGACUGCAGCUGGAAAACCCCUCAGCGACGUACCUCGAUACCGGUCGACUGAAGGACUAUCAACUGGAUUUUGGCGUUUGGGACAGAGGUGUGGAGAACAGUUGGCACGGCGGCGUGGCCACCAUCCAAGAAAGUCCUGGUUCUGAGGUGUGGGGUGUUAUCUGGAACAUCGAUCGAGACCACCAGGACACCCUGGACAAGCAGGAAGGCGUCCACGUCGGUAUUUAUUCCCAGCUGGAGGUGAGAGUGGAGAGCAGCAACCACGGGGAGAUUCUGUGCAAGACUUACCAGAUGAACAACUUCCAUGCUCGUCCAACCUCACCACAGUGGUGUGUUGUGGCGCCGAGCAGAACGGACUUCCUGAUGAUUACGUUGACAGGCUGCGGGCGGUGGAGACCAACAACUACAUGGGGCCUUCCAUGUUGGAUUGCAUCGAAAUGCACGCCAAUUAGCAGCGAGACAGCGUUUUACCAUCACUGUAUGUAUUGACGUUUAUUGAUUGGUGCUCCCGCUGGAAAAACAUAUAUUUAUAUUUUUUGAUACAUUUUGAAAAAUGUGCAAUUCAAAGAUUGUAAAAAAAAAAUUAUGAAAAUAUUUUGAAUGCUCAUUAAUGACGGAAACAGCUCAAAACUAACAUUGUAGAAAGUGUGAAAAUGAAAUUAAGUUGCCGCUGUUAUGAAAGCGCGAUAUAAAUCGGCAUGUACUGUAUUGUAAUUUAUUAGUUUUUCAAUGUACAAACCAAAUGUGACCAUGCUAUGAUAUGAAGAAUGUAAGUGACAUCAAGACACUCCUAAAAAUGUUUAAAAAAAAUAAAAGAAAAAACCUGGGUGGUUAUCUAUGACUUCCCCAUGAUUCUGUGAAUGUCACGCUGAAUUCUAUCUGAUCCAGAUAGAGAUAUCUUCCUUACAAGUCGUCAAAGUGAAACUUUAUAUAAUCAAUUAGGCCACCAAUCCAAAUUCAUUAUUCACAGCACUUUGUUUAUUUCCAUUUUCCCAGCCAAAUGUUUCUUUUUUAAAACUAAUUCAAUCGCAGCCAUUUUCACUGGAGCAACCCCCUCAAUCCCAGGGUUUUACUAGAUUUUGACUGAUCUUGCAAGGCCCACAGAAUAUUUGGUACUAAUGCUGUACAAAAAUGGAGCCUACCAAAAUAAAGUUUGGACUCUUUUCUGUCAGCAGAAAAAAAAAAAUCUCUUUCCAUUCUUCAGCAAUCGGCAUUACAAAAUGGCUAAGUUUCAGGCAAUUCCUGGGCAAAAAACAGAAAAAGAGCUUUUUGUAAAAGCAUGCAUUUCAAGCACGUGAGGCACCACUGCCGCCUACUGGUCGCUUUUUUUACAUGAUUUACAAUGCAAACGGCUUAUUCUCAUUCCCAGAUUGCACCAGACCCCCGUCCUCUCAAAGACGCAAAAAAAAAAAAGACUUAGACGUACAAGUACGUCCUUGAUAGGCGGGGCCUAAUUUAAAAA